UUAUUUUGGGGGUCAGCUGUUGUUGGGUCCGUCAGCAGCAGGACCCUCCUCCUCCCUUCUCCUCCUCCUCCUCUCUCCUUCCUCUGCCUCUCUCUGUCUUUCUCUACCUCCUCUCCUUCACUUCACUGAUCCUGAACACUGAGGAUGGAGACGUCAGUGAAAGCAGCUGAGAUGUUGGUGCCCCCCCAGCCUGACAUGGACGCCAAGAACACUGAAGGUGAGGCAGCAGCUGCACCUGCAGCCUGUGGCUCCUCCUCCGACGACUACAUCAACCCCGUGGAGGAGUUCAGCAGAAAGCUGGAGGACAUCAUCAGCACCCAUGGCUCUGCAGCCAGCCUCCUGGACAAACAGAGCACGAUGGAGGCACUGACGGAGAAGAUGAAGAAGGAGCCAAAAGAUGACAUCCCAGUUGCUAUAGAGACAGAGGUCUGUCUCAUCAUGAAGAGUCUGGACAAGCUCUCGUCUCCAGAGCAGAAACUGGAAGAUGUGGUCAGGAGAUACGCUGAACUGGCAGCCCUGCGGCGCUCUGACGAGAAGAAGAUGUGUGUGCUGCAGCAGAAGUUGUCCAUCCUGCUGGACGAGCGGCAGCAGCUGCAGGAGGAAAGCCGCAGCAGCAUCACAGCUCGCAGCAAACUGGAGACUCUGUGCAGGGAGCUGCAUGGACACUACAACGCUCUGAGGGAGGAGACCCUUCAGCGCUGCAGGGAGGAUGAGGAGAAGAGGACAGAGAUCACCAGCCACUUCCAGACGAUGCUGACAGAGAUCCAGGCUCAGAUCGAGCAGCACAGCAACCGAAACGACAAACUGUGCCUGGAAAACAGCAACCUGACAGACAAACUGGAGAGUCUCAUGACCCAGUGCGAGAUGAGGGAGGAGAGUUUGGAGAAGAUCAACAAGCAUCGCGACCUGCAGUACAAACUGGCCGAAGCCAAACUGCAACAGGCCAACGCUCUGCUGACCGAGGCCGAGGAGAAACACAAGAGGGAGAAGGAAUACUUACUGGUUCAGGCUGCUGAGUGGAAACUGCAGACUCAGACACUCAGAGAACAGGGGACUGUGAUGCAGGCACAGCUGACCCUCUACGCUCAGAAGUUUGACGAGUUUCAGGCGACACUGGCCAAAAGCAACGAAAUCUACGUCCGCUUCAAGAAGGAGAUGGAUAAUAUGUCAGAAAAGAUGAAGAAAAUGGACAAAGAGUCAAAUCUAUGGAAGACGAGGUUCGAAAACUGUAACAAGGCUCUGACUACCAUGAUUGAAGAGAGAAGGGAGAAAAGUAAAGAGUACGAUGUGUUUGUCCUGAAGAUUCAGAAGCUAGAGAAGUUGUGUCGCGCUCUACAGGAUGAGAGGGUCGUCCUUUAUGAGAAGAUCAAGGAAGUCCGUAAGGCCAACUCCGACAUCUCAACCAAGGUCCUCAGCACUGAUGACACCAACUCUGAGGAUGCUGAUAAACCCACCCUGCUGACCCCUGGGGACCUCCAAGAGCUCCAGGAGCUCCAGAAGGAGGACCCAGUCUUAACAGAGAACAUGUCCCGUCUGAAGGAGGAGCAGGCCAAGCUGCAGGAGUUCGCUGCCUCUCUUUGGGACACACCCGGGGACAAUGACGAAGAAGACAAAGCUGAUUCAGACCCUGAAGAAGACUUGGUGUCUUCUGCAUUUGACCACUUUAAAACCAAAACUCAGGACAAAAAGGAGGUGGUUUCAGUCCCUGAGCAGGUGGUAGAUGUCAAAUGUGAGGCAGCAGAAUCAGUUCUCCCACAGCCUGAUAAAGUUGAGGAGGUUCCACAGCCAGCCAUGUCCACACCUGUGGAGGACACAUCUGAAAUGAUACCAACAGACACAAAACCAGAAGCGGUAAAAGUUCAAACCCAGGUCGAGGACAAAGAGGUGCAACCAGUUAAACCAGAUGAGGAGAUCCAGCAGCAACCUGCUGAACUGGCGCAGACAUCUGAGCCUGAGGAAGUCCAGAUUCAUCCAGCAACAGACCUGAAACCAGACACAGCAAAGGCUGAAAUUUUAGUCGAGACUGGUGAGGUCAAACCAGCGAUCCCAGUGGAAGUCGAGAAGGCCCAGGCUGCACCAGUGGAAGUACAACAAGAAGCACCAACCAAGUCAGCUCCACCUUCACAAAACACACCUAAAACCACUGCUUCCUCCAAUGCAGAGUCCUCCAAAAAGCAAACACCAAAGAAAAAGAAGAAGAGGAACGCCAAGAACGCAAGCUAAAGUUUAGGAUGCGCUGAAGGUGUGUGUGUGUGUGUGUGUGUGUGCUGUUAUUUGUGUGUUUGUGUAACUGAAAUCAUACUGUGCCUUUUGUAAAACCAUAAGUUUGUCCCAACUGGUGCACCUGAAGAGUUGUCAGUGUCACUUUUCUCAAGAAUCAAUGUCACCAGAUGAGGACGGACAAAAAGCCGACUGUAUUUUACAGUCUGAAUGUCUAAAUGUAACAUAAAAGUAACAUUUAGUUGGUCGAAGGAAUGAAAGGCCUCACUGAAGUAUAACAAAGUCUAAAUGACUGAGAUAUCAAACAUGAUCUUUCUCUCAGAAAAAUUUUGUGUUAACUUAAGUGCCAUAAAAAGUGAAAGCUUUUGCCUUAUGGAAGGCAAAAUGCCAAAAAGAAAACAUUGUUUGGUAUCAGUGUCUCUUUUAACCUAGAAAUCACAACAACUCUAAUAAAGUUAUUUUUUGACCAUUUGACCACUGAUAAA
Epinephelus lanceolatus (giant grouper) is the source of this 2705-nucleotide messenger RNA. RefSeq names its product taxilin beta a (gene txlnba). The record is from RefSeq and is a predicted model, not a curated record. Lineage: Eukaryota; Metazoa; Chordata; Actinopteri; Perciformes; Serranidae. Gene Ontology annotation, molecular function: syntaxin binding.